Mesoplodon densirostris (Blainville's beaked whale) is the source of this 1837-nucleotide messenger RNA. It is a transcript of the gene PDCD10, whose product is annotated as programmed cell death 10. Gene Ontology annotation, cellular component: FAR/SIP/STRIPAK complex; Golgi apparatus. Gene Ontology annotation, molecular function: protein kinase binding. Gene Ontology annotation, biological process: positive regulation of MAP kinase activity; regulation of Golgi organization. NCBI's taxonomy places the organism in Eukaryota, Metazoa, Chordata, Mammalia, Artiodactyla, Ziphiidae. The record is from RefSeq and is a predicted model, not a curated record. The transcript has 8 exons. Bases 305 to 943 code for a protein of 212 amino acids.
GCAGGAAUUGCCGACAACGCCGGCGAGUGGGACUACGAGUCCCCAUAGGCCCCUGCGCGACUCCGGCAGGGCAGGAUUCCGGACAACGCCUGGUUCCUCUCGGGUCCUUCCGGCGUCGCCGGAGUGAAUUGAUCUGGGAGUUGAAGAGGGCUCCAAAGGUGGCAAGUGAAGUCACUGCCUCAGUUGCCGGUCAGCAUAUGUUUUGUGCCCUGUUGUUUUAUCACAAAAAAGAGAAGAAAGGCUGCAGUGAAUGAAGAUUCCUCUGCAUUUUAGCACUGCUUUUUCUACUGUAGUUGGCUUUUGAAUGAGGAUGACAAUGGAAGAGAUGAAGAAUGAAGCUGAGACCACUUCCAUGGUUUCUAUGCCCCUCUAUGCAGUCAUGUAUCCUGUGUUUAAUGAGCUAGAACGAGUAAAUCUGUCUGCAGCUCAGACACUGAGAGCGGCUUUCAUUAAGGCUGAAAAAGAAAAUCCAGGACUCACACAAGACAUCAUUAUGAAAAUUUUAGAGAAAAAAAGUGUAGAAGUCAACUUCACAGAGUCCCUUCUUCGAAUGGCAGCUGAUGAUGUAGAAGAGUAUAUGAUUGAACGACCGGAGCCAGAAUUCCAGGACCUAAACGAAAAGGCACGAGCACUUAAACAAAUUCUCAGUAAGAUCCCAGAUGAGAUCAAUGACAGAGUGAGGUUUCUGCAGACAAUCAAGGAUAUAGCUAGUGCAAUAAAAGAACUUCUUGAUACAGUGAACAGUGUCUUCAAGAAAUAUCAAUACCAGAACCGCAGGGCACUUGAACACCAAAAGAAAGAAUUUGUAAAGUACUCCAAAAGUUUCAGUGAUACUCUGAAAACCUAUUUUAAAGAUGGCAAGGCAAUAAAUGUGUUCAUAAGUGCCAACCGACUAAUUCAUCAAACCAACUUGAUACUUCAGACCUUCAAAACUGUGGCCUGAAAGUUGUAUAUGUUAAGAGAUGUAUUUCUCAGUGGCAGUAUUGGACUGCCUUUAUCUGUAAAUUUUAAAGUUUGACUGUAUAAAUUAUCAGUCCCUCCUGAAGGGAUCUAAUAAUCCAGGAUGUUGAAUGGGAUUAUUGCCAUCUUACACCAUAUUUUUGUAAAAUGUAGCUUAAUCAUAAUCUCACACUGAAGAUUUUGCAUCACUUUUGCUAUUAUCAUUCUUUUAAGAAUUAUAAGCCAAAAGAAUUUACGCCUUAAUGUGUCAUUAUAUAACAUUCCUUAAAAGAAUUGUAAAUAUUGGUGUUUGUUUCUGACAUUUUAACUUGAAAGCGAUAUGCUGCAAGAUAAUGUAUUUAACAAUAUUUGGUGGCAAAUAUUCAAUAAAUAGUUUACAUCUGUUAAACAUUUCUUUACUUGAAAAAAUGCAUAUAUAUAUGUGAAUAUAUAUAUGAUCAGAAGACCAAGACGACUUGGUGUAAUGUCUAAAGAACUUCUAACGGGAGCUUAUUAGCAGUUUAUCAGAUAAUAAAGCAACAAGAAUUCCUUUUUUUUUGUCCUUAAUCACUCUGAGCAAAAAGUAGUUAAUGGAAAUAUUUUUGUUAGUUACUAUAUUUGAGGUACUGAGUAUUUUUCCAACCUUUUUUUUUAAGAGACUUACGAGAAGGAAAUGGCAGUUUAUAGUGUCUUCACACUGUACUGCCUCUUUUGAACUCUACAAUGUAAGAUUAAGUCUUUCUGGUUUGCUGGGCCCUAAUAAGUUUUGCGCCUUUUUUCCAUAAAUAGCCACAACUAAUAGUAAGUUGAAGCUAUACCAAUGCUAGUUGGUUUGAAUUUGUCAUGAGUGUUAAUAAUAUUAUAUACACUCUUUAAAUAUGUAGUUUUACCAUAGAGA